AUGGAUACCAAACCCGACCUGGUGAUUUCAAUUGACUUGGGGACGACAUUUACAGGUGUUGCCGCCAAAUAUCUCGGUGAUGACAUGAAUAUCGAAGGCAUCCAUACCGUAGACGACUGGCCUAACCAACCUGGCGGCGACAUGACUGGUAAGGUGCCAACUCGCAUCGCUUACCCGAAACAAAAUAGGCCCCUACCUGCGGUGCGAUGGGGCUACGGAGUCGAACCCGGAAUGGUUGCUUGUUCCUGGACAAAGUUGUACCUCGCCGAUGGGAACCAAUUCGAAGACGAGGCUCUCGAGUUUGCAACAAAAAUGAGGAUUCUUCAAAUCCCUCGCGGGAAAACGCACGAAAAUGUCCUCGAGGACUUCCUUGUGGAAGUACUACAAUUUGCCUAUUCCCGGCUGAAGAUAAGAUUUGGGGCAAAUCUGGCAAACAUGCGCAAGGAGAUUGUCUACACGUUUCCGGCCACAUGGCCUGCAAAAUCCAUCUCUGCGACCGAGAGUGUUGCCAGAGCAGCCGGCUUUGGGGAAGAAGGCUUCUCUAAAAAUGCCAAGAUUUCAAUGCUAGGGUUCACUGAGCCGGAGGCCGCAAUGGCCCUGGUUGUCGGUGAACCAACAGCAUUUUCUGGAAGUAUUCUAGAAGGAGGCGACUGCCUCAUGAUCGUUGACUGCGGUGGCGGUACGGUAGACCUCACGACUUACCACGUGGCUGAUGCAAAUCCACUUUUAUAUGACGAGCUCACGAGCUCUAUGGGUAAGAAGCCUCUUUAA
Molecule: messenger RNA, 771 nt
Organism: Aspergillus melleus
Lineage: Eukaryota; Fungi; Ascomycota; Eurotiomycetes; Eurotiales; Aspergillaceae
Product: Hsp70 family protein
Exons: 4
Coding region: 1-771 (256 amino acids)
Source: RefSeq, a predicted model, not a curated record